UUUAAAUGGCAAGAAGGGAGACUCUCUGAGGAAAGUCUCUAACUGAAAAUAAAUUUUUUUUAAAAAUAAUUAUAAAUAAAAAAACGGAAGAGAGAAAAAAAAAAAAAUAAUAUCACUCAAAAUUCCAUAGUUUGUUUCUCUCUUUCAAUUUCAUGUUGAAUUAGUCCUUUGGGUAGACUUCUUCGUCUUCCUCCGUCCGCGUCGCCGUAAGACGCCGCCUCGGCAGUAUCUGUAACCGCCGUGGUGCUCGUCUUCUUCUCUCCGUCAUCUGAGAUCUGGAGAUUGAACAUAAACAAUAUAAAAAGAUGACAGCAACAAGCAAGACGGAUCAAAAAGCGGCAUUAGACAUUGCAUCAUGGCUAUUCAAUGUUGUUACUUCCGUUGGAAUCAUCCUCGUUAACAAAGCUUUAAUGGCUACUUAUGGUUUUAGUUUCGCUACUACAUUAACCGGUUUGCAUUUCGGAACAACCACAUUGUUGACCACUUUCUUGACAUGGCUUGGUUAUAUCCAACCUUCUCAGCUUCCUUGGCCUGAUCUUUUCAAAUUCGUUUUGUUCGCUAACUUCUCUAUCGUUGGCAUGAACGUUAGUCUCAUGUGGAAUUCUGUUGGUUUCUACCAGAUUGCGAAGCUGAGUAUGAUCCCGGUUUCUUGUCUUCUUGAAGUUGUUCUUGACAAUGUCAGGUAUUCUAGAGAUACAAAGCUCAGCAUUUUGUUAGUUCUUGCUGGUGUUGCCGUCUGUACUGUCACCGAUGUUAGUGUUAAUUUCAACGGCUUUCUCGCUGCCGCUAUUGCUGUCUGGAGCACCGCCCUUCAGCAAUACUAUGUACAUUAUCUACAGCGGAAAUAUUCGCUCGGUUCUUUCAAUUUACUGGCACAUACUGCUCCAGUACAAGCUGCAUCAUUGUUGUUGGUCGGACCAUUUCUAGACUACUGGCUAACUAACCAGAGAGUGGAUGCAUUCAACUUUUCAUUUGUUUCUCUGUUCUUCUUGAUACUUUCGUGCAGUAUCGCGGUGGGGACCAAUCUCAGCCAAUUCAUCUGUAUCGGAAGAUUCACGGCGGUGUCUUUCCAAGUACUUGGUCACAUGAAGACAAUUCUGGUUUUGGUUUUGGGAUUCACUUUCUUCGGCAAGGAAGGUUUAAACAUACAAGUAGUACUUGGAAUGCUCAUUGCCAUCCUUGGUAUGAUCUGGUACGGUAAUGCAUCUUCUAAACCGGGCGGUAAAGAGCGUCGUAGCCUCUCUAUUCCCAUAACCAAGUCACAGAAACUAUCUGAAACAACCGAAUCUGAUGAGAAGGUGUAGUAGAAGAAAGAAAUAAAGAGAGAAAUGAUCGCAUUGACAUAGAAACAAAAACAAGAAACUCAGAUACAAAACAGGUAGAGAGUAUCAAAUGGGAUAUUUUAUAAACAAAAAAAAUCAAAGUGUUUAAAUUAUUUAAUCUACUGAACUAUAAUUUUACAGAGCCUUUUUUUUUUUUUGGGUUUUUCUGCACUAUUUAUAUUUUGGUUAAUCUUUUCUUUUUGGCC
Molecule: messenger RNA, 1528 nt
Organism: Camelina sativa (false flax)
Lineage: Eukaryota; Viridiplantae; Streptophyta; Magnoliopsida; Brassicales; Brassicaceae
Source: RefSeq, a predicted model, not a curated record